Molecule: messenger RNA, 1069 nt
Organism: Adineta steineri
Lineage: Eukaryota; Metazoa; Rotifera; Eurotatoria; Adinetida; Adinetidae
Source: the annotation of a GenBank genome assembly
AUGUCUGUAAUAAAACAAUUAUCAUGUACAGUACAAGAUGAUACAUGUUAUACGAAUUUUCUUAAUGCUCUGAAUGAAAUCAAAGAUGAAACUAUACGUAAUCGAUGUCAUAAAUAUUGGACAACACUUUAUCAAUAUUUUGAUCGUUCGAAGACUAAUGAACAUGUUCUCAUAGUUGAAGAGAAACGUAUACGCGAACUUUUACAUCGAUCUAAAACUCAUAAUGUACUUCAACGAGGUCAUGAAAUAUUAUCAGAUCUUCAUUCAAAAUAUAAUACAAGUAAACAAAAUAUUAAUGAUUUACAAACUGAACUUCAAAAGCACAAAUCACAGAAUAAUAUGAAAACAAUUUGCAACAUUGAGAUAAAAGAUCUUCAAACGACACGAGAAACUCUUCGACUAAAACUUAAUAUUAAUAUAACUGAAAAAGAAUUAAGUGAAAUUCAACAUGCAUUAAAAAAAGAACAAAAACUCUCAUUAGAAUUAAAAAUUCAGAAUAAACAAUUAAACAAUCUUCUUUUCCAGAAUGAAAAUGAUAAAAAUAUACUCGAAUUAAUUCAUAUAAAACAAGAACAAAUUGAAAAAGAAAAAGCAAUCAAACAAAAUAUUUCUCAAAUGUUACGAAAAUUUCAAGUUGAAUUGAAGAGAAAGAAAAAUAUUCUUUUUAUACAAAAUCAACAAAAAGAAAAAUUAAAAAUUCAACUUAUUCAUAUUGAAUAUCAACAUAAACAAUAUAAUCAACAAUCUACAAUAAAUAUAUCCGAUAAUAUAACUCAAUCAACAAAUAAUCUUAAAAAAGAACUUCAAUAUCGUUUACAAUUAAGUAUUCUUCAUAAUAAUGCCAAACAGGAACAUGAUAUACUUGACAAUACAACAAAACAAUAUGCAGUACUUGUUAAAGAACAACGUAAAAAAAUAAUUAAUUAUGAAAAAUUUCAUGAUAAAUGGAUCAUUGAAAUAAAUCAAAAACGAAAACGUUUAUUAGAAUUGAUAGAUAGACUUGAAAAAAUUGAUAAAUAUACAAUAAAUACAAAUAAAUUUUUUCAAGAAUUUAAUUCAUUAAAAUUAU